AUGUAACGUAAGGUGAAGACUAAGGACACGUACAUGAAUUGUUAGACGCAGUCCUCUUGACUUGUGAACAAGAAAAAAUAAAAAAGAGUACCUUUUGGGGACCACUUGGUAAAGAGAUAAGGGGAAAAUGGCUGUUCCUAGAGAAAGGGUCUUUCUCUCUUUGCUGGUGACUUUGAUUAAAACAGGAUUGAAUAUCCAUAAGAUAAAGAGCAACGGGAAAAGAAAGAAAUGCUAAUUCAUGGCCCUACAACUACUAUUGCUGCUGCUCCAAAUCUCUACUUCAGAAGAGCUUCCUCACUAGUAUUCAGAAGAGUGAGCUGCAUCAACAAGAGCAUCAUCAUCAACAUCAGCAGCAGCAGCAGCAAAUGCAAUAGCAGCAGCAUACUCAAAAGCAUUAAGUCGAGCUUUGUUGCAGUUGCAGCUGCAGCCUUGGUGGCAUCAUCAUUAUCAUCAGCUGCAGCCGGGGCCGAGGCUCCUCCUGAGGCCGAGACACUAGAGAACAUACCGCAGCUGCUGUCUGGGGAGUGUGUCUUGCCAAAUGAUUGCAAGAAACCAAGAAUUCAAAAGCCGAAAUCGAGGAAAGCAGAGUCCUGCACCAUCAAGUGUGUCACUACCUGCAUUAGAGGUGGAGAAGGAUCUCCAGGAGAAGGCCCUUUCAAUGUUAGGAGACCUUUGGUUGUAUUCAAGGAAGGAUUUCGAAGCCGUCGUUAUUGUCUGGUGGAGUGUUCAGAUAUUUGUAAUUUGAUGGGUGAGGAAGAUGAUGGUCCUUGAUUGAAUUACACCAUUAAUUUUGAUACAUUUGUACAAUGUAAAUUACUAUUUGUUUAUUUUUUUUUGUAAUUAAUUAAAGCGAUAAUUGUUGAAGUAUAUACACAUUUAUAUUUCAUUAGAGAACACCUGAAAAAUAAAGAUAAUUACAUAAAAUAUUAUUUUUUUGUAAA
Molecule: messenger RNA, 941 nt
Organism: Cannabis sativa
Lineage: Eukaryota; Viridiplantae; Streptophyta; Magnoliopsida; Rosales; Cannabaceae
Exons: 3
Coding region: 229-771 (180 amino acids)
Source: RefSeq, a predicted model, not a curated record